GCCGGGGGGUCCCGCGCCCCCGCCCGGCCCCGCUCCGCCGGCCCCGCCCGCGCCCCGGCCGCUAUGGCCAUGGUGACCGGCGGCUGGGGCGAGGCGGCGGGCGGCGGCGGCGGCGGGGAGAGCAACGGCCUGGCCAAGGGCUACGCGCGGCCCUCCGAGGACGGCUCGGCCUCCCCGCCCGGCGACCCGGAGCGCGGCGGCGGGGGCGGCGAGGAGGAGAAGGCGGGGGCGGCGCCCGUGGACUGCGUGGUCUGCGGGGACAAGUCCAGCGGGAAGCACUACGGCGUGGCCACCUGCGAGGGCUGCAAGAGCUUCUUCAAGCGCAGCAUCCGCCGCAACCUCAGCUACACCUGCAGGUCCAACCGGGACUGCCAGAUCGACCAGCAUCACCGCAACCAAUGCCAGUACUGCCGGUUGAAGAAGUGCUUCCGUGUUGGCAUGAGGAAGGAAGCUGUCCAGAGGGGCCGGAUCCCGCCCAGCCACGCCAGCGCCAGCCCCAACGCGGCGCAGAGCGGCGACUACUACAACGGACAGCCGGUCUCGGAGCUGAUCUCGCAGCUGCUGCGGGCCGAGCCCUACCCCAGCGCCCGCCUCAGCUCCCAGUACGCCCAGCAGCAGGGCAGCGUGAUGGGCAUCGACAACAUCUGCGAGCUGGCCGCCCGGCUGCUCUUCAGCACGGUGGAGUGGGCGCGCAACAUCCCCUUCUUCCCGGAGCUGCCCGUCUCCGACCAGGUGGCCCUGCUGCGUCUCAGCUGGAGCGAGCUCUUCGUGCUCAACGCCGCCCAAUCCGCCCUGCCCCUCCACAUGGCGCCCCUGCUGGCCGCCGCCGGCUUCCACGCCGCCCCCAUGUCGGCCGAGCGGGUGGUCUCCUUCAUGGACCAGAUCCGCGUCUUCCAGGACCAGGUGGAGAAGCUCAGCCGGCUGCAGGUGGACUCGGCGGAGUUCAGCUGCCUCAAGGCCAUCGCCCUCUUCAGCCCAGACGCCUGCGGCCUCUCGGACUCGGCGCACGUGGAGAGCCUCCAGGAGAAGGCGCAGGUGGCCCUGACGGAGUACGUCCGCUCGCAGUACCCCUCCCAGCCCCAGCGCUUCGGCCGGCUGCUCCUGCGCCUCCCUGCGCUGCGGGCCGUCCCGGCCUCGCUCAUCUCGCAGCUCUUCUUCAUGCGCCUGGUGGGCAAGACGCCCAUUGAGACCCUCAUCCGGGACAUGUUGCUGUCCGGCAGCAGCUUCAACUGGCCCUACGGGACGGGGCAGUGAGCCCGGACAGCUGGACAGAUGGACGGACGCCAGGCCUCGCCGCCCCCCCCCCCGACAGCCUGGAUGUCCAUUUGCAGCCCCCUCCUGCCCGGACGAGACUUUGGAGGGGGGGCCGCUUGGCUUUCGUGGGACCCCUUUGGGAGGGGCCAGGCUGGAGAGCCCCCCCCCACAGCUGAGGAUGAAGCCCACCCCUCAAUGCCAAGAGGAACCCAAGGUGGGCCCGCUUGAGUUGGAAGUUCUUCUGAACACUCGUCACGCCAGCCGUCUGUGUGCCACAUGUAGCCGGAGAAGGAGGAGGCCUGGGUGGUCCGGGGGGGGGGCUCUGGGCCCCCCCCUCCUGGGUGGUUUUUCCCCAGCAUGUGCAUGAGCACCUUGAAGGGGGGGAUGAAGAAGGCCCCCCUCCCCCGGCUGUCUGGGCAGCCCUCCAGAGGCCUGGAGAGGAUCCGCCAUGUUAGCACCCCCCUCUUGUUUCUGCCCUGGGAGGGGGCAACUAGGAGGGUCCCCAAAGAGGUGAGCACGUUGAGAGUGCUUGAAAGACCCCCCCUUGGUGGGGGGGAGGGGGCAGCCGGCUUGCAGCUGCAAAGGGCCCUUUAAAGGAGGAGCCCCAUCCUGCCAGGUUUUGACUGGCAAACUGGUCCUGCCCCCCCCCAGCAUGGUUUCCUCAUGCAGCUACUCCCCCCCCCCAGGACCCCCGUGCCACCCCCUCAAAGAUUGCCCUCCCGUCCUUGGAGAGGAAGCACCAAAGAGAACAGGCGACGUCUGAAUGCUCCCCGGGCAAAUGCGGGGGGGGGGGCUCCCUGCCCUUCUGGGUCCGGCCUGGCAUUCAUCUCUUUUGGCAGCCCUGGGGGGGGGCAUCGGCUGAGUUGUGGCCCCCACACUGCAGGAUUUGGGGCCCCUGUGAGCAAGGGCCAGUCCAAGGGACGCCCCGGGCAAGCGGGCUGCAGUGAGAGGCGGGGUCUUCUCCAGAAGGCCCCUCCCUCUCCUGGGUGCCAACGGGCCCUCACCCGCUGGGCAAAUUGAAUCCCCCCCCCGAAGAAAACCUGGUGGGAAGUUGGUCCUGACGGUUACAGGCUUGCUUCUUCACCUUCUUCACCUCCCACCCCCCACAUUUUAAUUUCUGCCUCCCUCUUUCCAAAACCUGCCAUGGAAAUUCCCCCCCACCCCCCCAAAAUCCGGGCUGUGCCAGCCCCCCCCCACGUUUGUGACGAUGCUAUGCAAAUGUUGGCCUGCAUGCCCUUGCCGUCCACAUGUGGCUGCCCUCCUCGCCCGCCCCAGUGUUCCGGUGACCUUCGCUGGAUGUCAGUUCGGCUAAAAUCUGUUUGAUCACUUUGUGGCCUUCCCCCCCCCUUUCUUUUCUCAUCUGCUUUUCCCCCCUCCGUGUGUAUAUGACGGUCUCUUCAAGGAGCGUGUGAUGGAAAUUUGCCAUUAAACCCGUUUUACAGACAGAGGAAACUGAGGCCACGAGGGCCGGCUUUUCUUAAAAGUCGCUGAGAGUGGUGGGACUUGAACUCAGGUCUCGGAAGUCUAAAGUACCGAUUGUAAUCUAUGCAAACUUUUCUUGUCUCUCUCUCUCUCUCUCCAAAUUCCAGAUCAAGGAUGCGUCAGUUCUGUGCUUGGAAUAAAAAUAUUUGGGUA
Crotalus tigris (Tiger rattlesnake) is the source of this 2889-nucleotide messenger RNA. It is a transcript of the gene NR2F6, whose product is annotated as nuclear receptor subfamily 2 group F member 6. The transcript is spliced from 4 exons. Bases 64 to 1254 code for a protein of 396 amino acids. Gene Ontology annotation, molecular function: RNA polymerase II cis-regulatory region sequence-specific DNA binding; nuclear receptor activity; zinc ion binding. NCBI's taxonomy places the organism in Eukaryota, Metazoa, Chordata, Lepidosauria, Squamata, Viperidae. The record is from RefSeq and is a predicted model, not a curated record. Gene Ontology annotation, biological process: anatomical structure development; negative regulation of transcription by RNA polymerase II; cell differentiation.